Molecule: messenger RNA, 1723 nt
Organism: Archocentrus centrarchus (flier cichlid)
Lineage: Eukaryota; Metazoa; Chordata; Actinopteri; Cichliformes; Cichlidae
Gene: naa80
Product: N-alpha-acetyltransferase 80, NatH catalytic subunit
Exons: 2
Coding region: 205-1056 (283 amino acids)
Biological process (GO): protein acetylation
Cellular component (GO): cytoplasm
Molecular function (GO): acetyl-CoA binding; N-acetyltransferase activity
Source: RefSeq, a predicted model, not a curated record
GAUCAACAGCAACAUUUCCCCCCGUUAUGGCCACCCCGGUGUUGGUGGUUGUGCGGGGGGGGAAACUGAUAUGGGACCGAAUACUGUGAGCGGUCAUAAGCUCUUACAGUUGUAUAGCCAUAAUUAUAACUUACCGCAGAUCAGCUGUGAGUCAAACUGCUGCGACAGGACGACUGGCACCGGCGCCCAACCACGAGACUAGAAAUGUCUGAACCCGUAACAUCAGCAUCAGACUGUCAGAGGCGGGAAAACGUCUGCGAGGUCUCGACACUGGAUGGAGAUGUUAAAGAGAAGCUACACAUAGACCCUGAGCAACCAGAGAAGAUCCGCAUUGUUCCCAUCCACCUGCGUCCGGACCUGCUCGCUCCCUGCUCAGACCUGGUCAACUCCGAGUGGCAGAGGAGCCAGGCCGCACGGAUUCACUCUCUCCAGAAAUCCUGCUCAGAGUUUCCCGUCAACCUGGUUCUCCUGCAGGGCCGCAGAGAGACAGAGAGGCUGCUCGGCCACGCCAGGCUGUCCCGGGUCGUGGGUCGCAGCAGCAGCCUUUUUGUUGAGUCGGUAGUUGUGUCCAAGGCGGAGCGAGGCAAGGGCUAUGGCCGCACUCUGAUGGAGGAGACUGAAUGCUACGCCAGAAAUCGAGGGUUCAAGCGCCUCUGUCUUACUACCCAUGAUAAGCAGCACUUCUACGCCCACCUUGGCUACGUGCUGUCGACACCAGUACAGAAUGCAGGGGCCAUGACGGCAUUUAUUCCCAUGGAGACGCUUCUCAGGUUUUCCAGAAUGCCGAGCGAGGACACGAGUGUGCAAAAACAAACAAAGAUGUGUGCUCAAGGGAACAGAGACUCAGGAGGCGCUUAUGCUGUAGGGUCAUCUCUGCUCUUUAGGUUACCUCCUCCUCCACCACCACUUCCUCCCACUAUCCCUUGUCCUCCUCCUCCUCCUCCUCCUCCUCCUCCUCCUGAGUCUACAGGACAGCUUAUAGUUCAGACUCUGACCGACACUCCCUACAGAGACGCCAAAGGAGUUCCCAUCUAUUGGAUGCACAAGGACAUUUGAUGACCACUGUCAGACACAUUGCAUUUACCCAACAUAAUUCACACACCAAAAGACAGAAAUAAGUACAAACAUAAAAGGCACACACAUAUUUCUCUUUGACAAAGAAAUGAGUAAUGGAGGAAAUUGUGUGUAAAACUUGAGAGAGGCACAGAGCUGUGCUAGCAAACCAAAGAAGUACACAUCAGUACACUUCCAUUUAGACACCCACAGUCAUGCUCUAAACUCUCCUCAAGACUGUUACUUUUUUCACAUCACAGUCUGCAGAAAUACAUCCCAAGACGAUGUGUAAACUCAACAUAUGUGUACCUGGACAUCUGCACUGCUGCAGUUAGUCAAAGAGAUGUGAUGACUUCUGUGAAAAUAAGGACCUGAGCAUCUUUAAUGCUUCAGCAAGCUGGGAAUGAUUGAAGUUUCACUCAAAAAUGUGCUUUUAAAAAAAAAAUUUAGUUAUUGAUGUGUGAGCCUCACUGUGCACAGUAAUUUAUCAGGAUGACUGUUGGCCCGUUUGCUGCACAGACUGGAUCUGCAGCAGCAGAAUUAAAAUCAUUGGCUCAGUUUGCUGCGUUUACUUCAAAAAAGUCUUUAAUAAGCCCGGCUGAGCAUUUUUCUGUUUAUUCAUGUGAUUUGUACUCUAGGUUUUGAGGUUUGAAUGAAACAAGAAUCAAUA